AUGAUUGCCUUUAAUGUGAGCAGUUACAACCCAGGGCCCUUCGUUUUGGUGGGGAUCCCGGGCCUGGAGCAAUUCCAUGUGUGGAUUGGCAUUCCCUUCUGUGUGAUCUACAUCGUAGCUGUGAUGGGAAACUGUGUACUUCUCUACCUCAUCACAGUGGAACGGAGCCUUCAUGAACCCAUGUUUUUUUUUCUGUCCAUGCUGGCAAUGACUGAUCUCAUCUUGUCCACAGCUGGUGUGCCUAAAACACUCAGUAUCUUUUGGAUGGGGGCUCGAGAAAUCACAUUCCCAGGCUGCCUGACACAGAUGUUCUUUCUCCACUAUAGCUUUGUCCUGGACUCCGCCAUUCUAAUGGCCAUGGCAUUUGAUCGCUAUGUGGCUAUCUGUUCACCCUUGAGAUAUGCUACCAUCUUGACUCCCAAGACUGUUAUCAAGAUUGUUGUGGGCAUCUCCUUUCGAAGCUUCUGUAUCAUCUUGCCAGAUGUAUUUUUGUUGACACGCUUACCUUUCUGUAGGACACGCAUCAUACCUCACACAUACUGUGAACACAUUGGUGUUGCCCGGCUGGCAUGUGCAGAUAUCUCCAUCAACAUCUGGUAUGGAUUUUGUGUUCCCAUCAUGACAGUCAUCUCAGAUGUGGUCCUCAUUGCCAUCUCCUACACCCUCAUCCUAUGUGCUGUUUUUCGCCUCCCCUCCCGAGAUGCACGCCAGAAGGCCUUGGGCACCUGUGGUUCUCAUGUCUGUGUCAUUCUCAUGUUUUACACACCUGCCUUUUUCUCCAUCCUUGCUCAUCGCUUUGGACACAAUGUCUCCCUCACAUUCCACAUCAUGUUCGCCAAUCUCUACAUUGUUAUUCCACCAGCAAUGAACCCCAUUGUCUAUGGAGUGAAAACCAAGCAGAUCAGAGAUAAGGUCAUUCUUUUAUUUUCUGCCAAGAGCACAGAAAGUUGAUCUAUUGACUAGCAUUAAAGGCAGGAGAAAUUCACCGUGCAUAUGCUUUUAUCAAGAAUGAAAGUGUGGCAAAAAUAAAAGAGAAUUCUAUUUAAAGCAAAAAUGGCUUGUAGAUGCUUUGUGUACCAGGCAGGACUAUCUGAUACAUAGCCUUAUGGAUAAGAAGGAAUCCCUGAUGACCUCAGUUGUGUGAUAUGACACUGACAGAGAAGAAAGAGAUGAGGACAGAGUAGAAUUAACCUAAAUGAAAAAAAUCAUUAUGAUUUGGAAAUUGCAAUUGGCACUUCCAAUGAAAGAAACGCAUUAAAAUAGAGAUACUGAAG
Peromyscus eremicus (cactus mouse) is the source of this 1274-nucleotide messenger RNA. Its product is annotated as olfactory receptor 52H1. The record is from RefSeq and is a predicted model, not a curated record. Gene Ontology annotation, molecular function: G protein-coupled receptor activity; olfactory receptor activity. NCBI's taxonomy places the organism in Eukaryota, Metazoa, Chordata, Mammalia, Rodentia, Cricetidae. Gene Ontology annotation, biological process: G protein-coupled receptor signaling pathway. The transcript has a single exon. Gene Ontology annotation, cellular component: membrane. Bases 1 to 951 code for a protein of 316 amino acids.